Molecule: messenger RNA, 855 nt
Organism: Penicillium canariense
Lineage: Eukaryota; Fungi; Ascomycota; Eurotiomycetes; Eurotiales; Aspergillaceae
Product: porin
Exons: 6
Coding region: 1-855 (284 amino acids)
Biological process (GO): monoatomic anion transmembrane transport
Cellular component (GO): mitochondrial outer membrane
Molecular function (GO): voltage-gated monoatomic anion channel activity
Source: RefSeq, a predicted model, not a curated record
AUGUCUGCUCCUGCUGCUUUCUCCGACAUCGCCAAGGCGGCCAAUGACCUCCUGAACAAGGACUUCUACCACGCCAGCCCGGCGUCCCUCGAGGUCAAGUCCAAGGCCCCCAACGGUGUCACCUUCACCGUCAAGGGCAAGUCCUCCCACGAGGGUUCCAUUGCUGGCCAGCUCGAGGCCAAGUACGUCGAUGCGCCCACCGGCCUUACCCUGACCCAGGCUUGGACCACCGCCAAUGCUCUCGACACCAAGCUCGAGCUGGACAACAACAUCGCCAAGGGCCUCAAGGCUGAGAUCCUGACUCAGUACCAGCCCGCUAAGCAGUCCAAGGGCGCCAAGCUCAACCUGUACUUCAAGCAGCCCAACCUGCACGCCCGUGCCUUCUUCGACCUCCUGAACGGCCCCACUGCCAACCUCGACGCCGUCCUCGGCCACGAGGGCUUCCUGGUUGGUGCUGAGGGUGGCUAUGAUGUCAACAAGGCUGCCAUCACCAAGUACUCCGCUGCCGUCGGUUACUCCGUGCCCCAGUACUCUGCUGCUGUCACCGCCAGCAACAACCUGUCCCUCUUCUCCGCCUCCUACUACCACCGCGUCAACGCUCAGGUCGAGGCCGGUGCUAAGGCUUCCUGGGACUCCACCUCCGGCAACGCCGUCGGUCUCGAGGUCGCCAGCAAGUACCGCCUGGAUCCCUCUUCCUUCGCCAAGGCCAAGAUCAACGACCGUGGUAUCGCCGCUCUGGCCUACAACGUCCUCCUCCGCCCUGGUGUCACCCUCGGCCUGGGUGCCUCUUUCGAUACCCAGAACCUGAACCAGGCCGCCCACAAGGUCGGCGCCAGCUUCACCUUCGAGGCUUAA